UGAGAUCCGAUCUGAUGACAAAAAUUACCCAAAUCUACGCUCCCACAAGCUUACUCUGUUUUGCUCAUCUAAUCUACCGUCCCAACUCCCAAAUAUAUUGAGUAAACUUUGAAUAUUAUACCAACACCUAACAACUACUACCGCUCCAAAUCCCAAUCCCAUCUUUCUCCUUCCUAAAAAACUUCGAAUUCCAAUUCUAAUUUUGUGCAAAAAUGGCAAGGAAGAAGAUCAGAGAGUAUGAUUCCAAGAGGCUUCUUAAACAACAUCUUAAACGAAUUGCUGGCAUCGAUUUACCCAUUUGCUCUGCUCAAAUAACAGAAUCCACUGAUUUUACCCAAUUGGUGAAUGAAGAGACAUGGUUGUCAUCUUCUAGAUUGGUUGUUAAACCAGAUAUGCUUUUUGGUAAGCGCGGUAAGAGUGGCCUUGUGGGUUUGAAUUUGGAUUUGGCUCAAGUUGCUGAGUUUGUGAAAGAGCGGAUAGGGAAAGAGGUUGAGGUUGGAGGUUGCAAGGCACCCGUUACCACAUUUAUUGUUGAAGCAUUUGUUCCUCACGAACAGGAGUUUUAUCUAUCCAUUGUAUCUGAUAGGCUAGGUUGCACUAUAAGCUUUUCAGAGUGUGGUGGUAUUGAAAUUGAAGAGAAUUGGGACAAGGUUAAGAGCAUAGUUUUGCCAACCGAAAAAUCCUUGUCCAGUGAGGCUUGCGCUCCAUUGAUUGCUACACUCCCUUUGGAGAUACGAGGGAAAAUUGGGGAUUUUAUCAAAGGUGUCUUUGCAGUAUUCGAAGAUCUUGACUUUAGCUUCUUGGAGAUGAAUCCCUUUACAUUAGUUAAUGGGGAGCCAUAUCCAUUGGACAUGAGGGGAGAACUUGAUGAUACAGCAGCUUUCAAGAAUUUUAACAAGUGGGGCAACAUAGAGUUCCCAUUACCUUUUGGCCGGGUUUUAAGCCCUACCGAGAGCUAUAUUCAUUCUUUGGAUGAAAAGACUAGUGCUUCCUUGAAAUUUACCAUUUUGAACCCGAAAGGACGCAUUUGGACUAUGGUUGCUGGAGGUGGAGCUAGUGUUAUAUAUGCUGACACCGUUGGAGACUUGGGUUACGCAUCCGAGCUCGGGAAUUAUGCCGAGUACAGUGGAGCUCCUAAUGAAGAAGAAGUCUUGCAGUAUGCUCGAGUCGUUAUUGAUUGCGCCACAGCAAAUCCCGAUGGUCGUAAAAGAGCUCUCCUUAUAGGUGGGGGUAUUGCUAACUUCACCGAUGUUGCUGCUACUUUUAGCGGAAUCAUUCGAGCUCUACGAGAGAAGGAAUCAAAAUUGAAGGCCGCUAGGAUGCAUAUUUACGUUAGAAGAGGAGGUCCCAACUAUCAAACAGGUCUUAAAAAAAUGCGUGCACUUGGUGAGGAGCUUGGAGUUCCUAUUGAGGUAUACGGCCCAGAGGCAACCAUGACUGGAAUUUGCAAGCAAGCAAUCGAAUGCAUUAUGGCUCAGGAUUGACGAACUGCUUGCGCUUAAACGAAUAAUUGUUUUUUUUUUUUUUCGCGAAAGGUACAACAAGUGUGAAAUAUUCAAGAAACGAGUCAUGUGUCAAAUAGACUUGUUUUAUAGUUUUUUUUACUGCUUGUCUAUUUUUGUAUUUCAACUUGUAACAUUUACAACAAUUGAUGAUGGAUUUUUCUGUUGUACUAUCAAAAUGAAACCUCCGCAUUUACUACA
Amaranthus tricolor (Joseph's coat) is the source of this 1703-nucleotide messenger RNA. Its product is annotated as ATP-citrate synthase alpha chain protein 2. NCBI's taxonomy places the organism in Eukaryota, Viridiplantae, Streptophyta, Magnoliopsida, Caryophyllales, Amaranthaceae. Gene Ontology annotation, molecular function: succinate-CoA ligase (ADP-forming) activity. Bases 213 to 1484 code for a protein of 423 amino acids. The transcript is spliced from 12 exons. The record is from RefSeq and is a predicted model, not a curated record. Gene Ontology annotation, cellular component: cytosol; succinate-CoA ligase complex. Gene Ontology annotation, biological process: tricarboxylic acid cycle; succinyl-CoA metabolic process.